Molecule: messenger RNA, 3272 nt
Organism: Ylistrum balloti
Lineage: Eukaryota; Metazoa; Mollusca; Bivalvia; Pectinida; Pectinidae
Product: exosome complex exonuclease RRP44-like
Exons: 23
Coding region: 2-2872 (956 amino acids)
Biological process (GO): rRNA catabolic process
Cellular component (GO): cytoplasmic exosome (RNase complex); nuclear exosome (RNase complex)
Molecular function (GO): endonuclease activity; 3'-5'-RNA exonuclease activity; RNA binding
Source: RefSeq, a predicted model, not a curated record
GAUGUUAACUUCAAAAACAUUUGUUAAGAAAACAAAGAGGGGGAGGAUCAUUAAGAUUGUGAGGGAGCAUUAUUUGCGUGAUGACAUAACUUGCGGGUCGGAAUCUUGUCAGACAUGCGAUCCUUUUGACUUCGGCCAGCCACUGAGCUCGGAACCUGAAAACAAAAGUCGUUUGUGUUUGACGCCUCAUUACCUCAUACCAGAUACAAAUGUAGUUCUCCACCAGAUGGAUGUCUUGGAGGACAAUGUAGUACAGAAUGUUGUAAUUCUACAGACUGUCCUGGAUGAGGUGAGGCACAGAAGUUCCCCAGGCUACAAGAGACUAAAGAGCAUGUUGGCCAACCCAAGCAAGCAUUUCUUCACUUUCUGUAAUGAAUUCAAUAAACACACCUAUGUGGAGCGCCAGAAAGGAGAGUCUUCCAAUGACAGAAAUGACCGUGCAAUUAGAGAAGCAACAAAUUGGUAUCAAAAGCACCUGCGUGCAGAGAGCCAGGCGGAUUUGAUUAUUGAUGUUGUCCUUCUGACAAAUGAUGCUGACAACAGGAGGAAAGCAGUACAGCAAGGCCUUAAAGCAUUCACAGUCCAUGAGUAUGUAGAAAGUUUGGAGAACUGUGGACACCUUGCAGAUCUUUUGUCACAAUCACAGAUGAGUGUGCAUUCUCAGGACCGCCUCCUAUUCCCAGAACACCUCCCACUAUCUGAGAUACAACGUGGAAUCAAGUCAGGGCGAUACUUUCAGGGAAGCUUCAUGGCAAGUCGGGAGAACUAUCUUGAGGCAAAUGUCAGCAUCCAUGACAAAGACCAAAUGGUAUUCAUACAAGGACAUAUGAACCUGAACAGGGCUGUACACAGUGAUGUGGUUGCCAUAGAGAUGUUACCAGAGGAGGAAUGGAGCUGCCCCUCCUCAAUGGUAUUAGAGGAGUCUACAGAGAAAGUGGUAGAAGACAGUAUGGAAACAGAGGAUAAUGCUGUUAAAAGAUCUAAAGUUCCUAAAGAGUUAAGACAGCCGACUGGUAAAAUUGUUGGCAUCAUCAAGAGAAAUUGGCGGCAAUAUUGUGGAAUUCUGCGACCCUCAGCAAUGAAGGAGGGUACCCGACAUAUUGUUGUACCAGCAGAGAAGAGGAUUCCAAAAAUACGUAUUGAAACAAGACAGGCAGCUGAGCUUGUCACACAGAGAAUUGUAGUUGCCAUUGACAACUGGCCACGUAACUCCCGCUACCCCCAGGGUCAUUUUGUGAGGAAGCUUGGUAGCAUUGGUGACAAGGAGACUGAGAAUGAAGUCUUGUUACUGGAACAUGAUGUUCCCCACUCUAACUUCUCCGAAGCCGUGCUUGCUUGUCUUCCAAAACUCCCUUGGAUCAUUACAGACGAGGAUUACAAACGUAGGCGAGACCUGCGUCACAUCGAUAUCUGUAGUGUUGAUCCCCCAGGCUGUACAGAUAUAGAUGAUGCUCUCCAUUGUCGAGAAUUAGAAAAUGGAAACCUUGAGGUUGGAGUCCACAUUGCCGACGUGUCCCACUUCAUCAGACCAGGCACAGCCAUCGACAAGGAGGCUUCUGAACGUGGCACCACUGUUUACCUUACAGAUAGGAGAAUAGACAUGGUGCCAGAACUUCUCAGCUCCAAUCUGUGUUCUCUCAGGUCCAAUGUUGAAAGGUUUGCAUUUUCAAUAUUAUGGGAAUUGACACAUGAUGCUGAAAUAGUAACGACAAGCUUUACAAAGAGCGUUAUUAAGUCCAAGGCAGCCUUUACCUAUGCUGAAGCUCAAAUGAAAAUCGAUGAUACAGCACAGGACGACCCCCUCACCAGAAGUUUACGACAUCUCAAUAGGCUAGCCAAGAUUUUAAAACAGAGGAGGAUUGAUGCAGGUGCUCUGACACUUGCUUCACCUGAAAUCCGAUUCCACAUCGACAGUGAGACACAUGAACCAAUCGACGUUCAGGCAAAACAGAUUAUGGAAACAAACUCCAUGGUUGAAGAGUUCAUGUUACUGGCAAACGUUGCAUCAGCCAAGAAAACGUUGGAGGAGUUUCCUGACUGUGCAUGUCUGAGACGACAUCCUGCACCGCCUCCGUCCAAUUUUGAUCCAGUCAUAAAAGCUGCAGCGUCAAAGGGUUUCAAAAUAGAUGUGUCUAAAGGGAAGGCUCUGGCAGACAGUUUGGAGGCGGCUGUUGUACCUUCAGAUCCCUACUUCAACACAAUGCUGCGUAUUAUGACUACUCGUUGUAUGAUGCAGGCUGUUUACUUCUGCAGUGGUAUGAUCCCCGAGUCUGAGUAUUUUCACUACGGUCUGGCAGCUGGUAUCUAUACCCACUUCACAUCUCCUAUCAGGAGAUUCUCCGACAUCAUCGUACACAGACUGCUGGCUGUAUGUAUAGGAGCAGAUGCUUCUUAUCCUAGUCUUACAGACAAACACAAAACACAGGUAGUGUGUAAUAAUUUGAAUUAUCGACACAAGAUGGCACAGUAUGCUGGUCGAGCCUCGGUCAAUCUCCAUACACAUAUUUUUUUCAAGAAUCGCAUCACAAAUGAAGAAGGAUAUGUCCUAUUUGUGCGACAGAACGCCCUACAGGUGCUUAUUCCCAAGUAUGGUUUAGAGGGUACCCUGUACCUGAGUGACGGAAAAUCCAAGUCCGACCCACGCUUUACAUACAAUGAAGAGGCCAGUACCCAAACUUGUGGGAAUGUGACAUUCCAUGUGUUUGACCAGGUCAUCGUAGAACUCAGCAUUGAUCAGUCCAAUGUCCAGCACCUAAAGCUUUGUCUCAAGCUUGUCAAGCCUGAGAUACCAAAUUUUAGUGUUUCACCGCUCAGCACUGAUGACAGUGAACCGCCAACAAAAAAACAGAAGACAACACCAAGUAAACCCUAGACAGCUGUUAUUCGGAAUUAGAAGGACUGUGAACUGUCAGUGAAAAAUACAACAAGCAAACAAAAUAAUGUGACCAGGCCUACAUAACAGACUAAGGGCAAGCAUUGUGGGCAACAGAGAAAAAAUCUGAGAAUGGUGAACCCUUGACUAAAGAGAAGAUUAUAGACCUAAAUCAUGAAAGAGGCCAACAGCAAACAUUUUGAUUUGAAAGAUUCAGGUCAGAAAAUAAGUCUAUUAAUCCCUUCUAAUUAUUGGAAAAACAAAAGGAGAUAUUUCCUCUUUAACAUCUACCUGUAAAUUAUGAAAAGAUUUAAGCCCAAGAGGAAAUAUCUAUCUUGAGGAAAUAGCUAAAAAAAAUAAGUACUUGCAGGUAUAUGCAAGGAAGACAAUGUCAAUGACA